Messenger RNA from Iphiclides podalirius (scarce swallowtail), 1881 nucleotides. Lineage: Eukaryota; Metazoa; Arthropoda; Insecta; Lepidoptera; Papilionidae. The record is from the annotation of a GenBank genome assembly.
AUGAGUUCACCAAGUAAAGAGACUGAAGAACCAUCGUCCACUAGCCCAACAGAAAAACAUGAAGCUGGUGGAAGCGGCUGUGCGAGUGCAUCAGCGGCUCAUGGAAGACCGCCCGCCAAGCGCCGUCUUUCUAGCACUGUUAUCGAAAUUUCAGAUACGGAAAGUGACGAUUCGGAUGUUUGUGCAGUGAAGUCAUACCAAGCUUCUGCAGAUGAAGUGAAAAGAAUACGCGGUACUGAAUACUCCUCAUCAUCAUCAUCAUCAGAUUACAGUUCAGAUUCGGAGUCACCUUGGGAGGAUGACUCCUUCUUAAUAGAAGAUAAAAUGCAAAGCAAAGUUGUGAAGACACAACUUAACCCAAGAGCACAUAGAAUGGAUGACCCUAAGUUCAAUCCAGCAUUAAAGUCUCAAGAAAUAAAAACCAAAGUAGGAAACCACUGGUCAGAAAAGAGAGAUUAUUCAAGUGAUGGAAUCACUUUUACUUGUGAACCAUUCCGUCUGUGUUUGUUGCACAAUCUGCUUGUCAAUUCCGAGAUCAUUAACAACAUCGUAGAUGAUAUGAAUACACUGGACUGGUCUAGGAAGAAGAUGGAUCUAUAUGAGUUCCAUCAAACCACGGACCUUGCAAAUUUGACAUGGCAAAGGAGCAUUAGAGGAAUUUAUGAGUUACUGAAGACUGAAGUUAUGAGUUGGGUGUCAGAGGUAACGGGGCUGCAGCUGACGUCUGUGUCUGCGUCGUGCUCGCUGUACGGGCCCGGCGACCACCUGCUGGUGCACGACGACCUGCUCGCCGACCGCCGCGUGGCCUUCAUCCUCUACCUGGCGCCCACCGUCACCCCCACGGCCCACGCCCACGCCCACGCACCCGCACCCGACCCGGACGUGCUCAACGGCGACCGUCCGCAGCAGAAUACGGUUGGAGCGUGGCACGGCUGGGAGGAGCGGAUGGGCGGGGCCCUGGAGCUGCUGUCGCGCGACGAUCAGGGCCGCGCGGCGAGUGUAGUGCACCGCGUCUACCCGCGCAACAACAUGCUGGCCUUCUUCAAAGUGGGACACGACUCUUUCCACCAGGUGAGCGAGGUGGUGUCGCUGGAACUGCCGCGGCUGUCGAUCAACGGCUGGUUCCACGGGCCCGAGCCGGCCCCCGCGCCGAAUGCGCCGCCCUCGCCGCCGCCGCCGCCCGCCCCCGCGCCGCCGCCCGCGCUGCCGCCUCACUCCGACGUCGUUUUGCUGAACCAAUGGGUAGACGCGCCGUACAUGUCGCCGCGCAUCAGGGCUCAGGUUCAGACGCAGAUGGAGAGCGCCAGCGAGGUGUGCCUCCGUGACCUGCUACUCCCGAAUCGAUACCAGGAGCUAUUGGACGCGCUAGAUAGCCCAGCUGUGGAAUGGGAGGAAGUAGGACCAGCCCAACAGCGGCAUUACCGCCGAGUGUCUAAACAGUGGGUGGAGUCGAAUGAAGGAGUCAUCCGAGACUUGCUGCACCUCAUGAGCAGUGCCACGUUCAUUCGGAUGUUAGCGGACUGCACUGAUCUGCAGAUCACCACUUACAGUCAACUAGAGCUGCAGCAGUGGCGACCGGGCGACUUUACUCUGCUGCCGGGGCGCGAGCAUUACAGCGCGCCGCGGCUGGAGGCGCUUCUGUACGCGGGCGUGACGCGGCCUCUGUGCGGAGGCUCCACCAGUUACGUGGCGGUGGAGGAGGCGGGCGAGGCGGGCGAGGCGGGGGAGGCGGGCGCCGCGCUCGUCACCGUGCCGCCGCAGAACAACGCGCUCAGCCUCGUGUACUGCGACGCCGGCGCGGCUGCCUUCACCAAGUACUACGGCCGGCUGGCGGCGAGGCCCGACGACCGCUUCUACCUGCUCGCAUGCACCUACAGCGAG